Messenger RNA from Puntigrus tetrazona (Sumatra barb), 2286 nucleotides. RefSeq names its product coiled-coil domain containing 92 (gene ccdc92). The coding region runs from base 437 to 1492 and encodes 351 amino acids. NCBI's taxonomy places the organism in Eukaryota, Metazoa, Chordata, Actinopteri, Cypriniformes, Cyprinidae. The record is from RefSeq and is a predicted model, not a curated record. The transcript is spliced from 4 exons.
GCGCCAUCGACUUAUAUCGCCAUAUAUCACUACAUCUAACAGACGGAAAACUCGGGAUUAACACUAAAAGCAAAACAGAGCGUCUCUUGUACGUGCGUUUCACCUGCGCCAGAGGCCCUCAGAAGUGCGCUCGCGCGUGUUUUCCUCACUAUCCCGGCAUGCACCGCUUUAUUUAGUGUUGUAUCUCCGGGAGAUGUCAGACACAGCCCUCUCUCUCUCUCUCUCUCUCUCUCUCUCUCUCGGCUCCGGCGAGGAGACAAAAACCCAGCAAAUCUCUCCUCUCAACAGCCCACAAACAGCAGAAGCGAGCCCAUCUCUGCCAUCAGACGCACAGUAAUCUCAGCCCGUCUACCCGGCCUCCUGGGCUAGUGUGCGUGCAGGUGUGAGAGAGUGAGUUUAUUUCUACAUGUGAGUGUGACCACGUACCAUCGUCAACAUGGCCUCGGUGAGUGUGACCUUGGAGAAUCAACUGCACAGCGCACAGAAAAACCUGCUGUUCCUGCAACAAGACCAUGCCAACACAUUGAAAGGCCUACAUGCUGAGAUCCGUCGUCUACAACAGCACUGCACAGACCUGACAUAUGAGCUGACAAUGCGGAGUUCUGAUCCAGGCGAUGAUGGUGAGGCUCGUUGCAGAGAGCUGCACCAGCGCUGUGAGGAGCUGGAGGCUCAGCUGAAGGCUAAAGAGCAGGAGAACACAGAGCUCUUGCGAGAUCUGGAGCAGAAAAACGCCAUGAUCUCGGUGUUGGAGAACACCAUCCGCGAGCGAGAGAAGAAGUACCUGGAUGAGCUGAAAUUGAAGAGCCAUAAGUUGGCUGUGCUGUCUGGAGAGCUGGAGCAGAGAGCCAGCACCAUUGCCUACCUCACCUCCCAGCUCCACGCUACCAAAAAGCGCCUUCUCGCCGGAGGAGCAGCAGGUAUAAGCCCCUCCGUCAGCCCCGUCAGCUCUUUCAAACCCACUCCUCCUCCCGCUCCAGCAGCUCCAGGAAAUGACAAAGAAGUCCGGCAACCCGAAACCCCUCGCAGACGCAUGCGCAAAAGUCUUUCGCAGCCGCUGCACUCUGAAUACACCGAGCUGUACCGGUUGGGCGCCGCAGACGGCCGAAGGGUGGUACUGAGGGAUUCGGUAGAUGCCAUGCCAGAUCCAACUCCGUUCCUGCAAGCCAGAGAGCCUGCGGCCCCCGUAGAGUCUCAGCCGGUGGUGCGGGAACGCCCCUCUGUAAUCCCGCCCAUCGCUUCUUCGGUCACACCUCCUGCACCAUCAAGCCCUGCCCACAUCCCGGUGCCCCCAAGUCCCAGGAAUAGCCCAGCACGGGAGGGACCCCAUCCACGUGCUAACCCGCAUAUAGGAGUGGCGCAUCGGAUCCACCGCUCGCCUUCAGCAGGUGGAGGUACAGCUCGGCAACAGGCGGAAGUGGAGACCCUCGCCGUGGACCAGGUCAAUGGGGAGCAGGUGGUUCGCAAACGCUCAGGUGCGGACAGGACUGUUUAAGACUGACAAAUGCACACAUUUACACCAUCCUAAAACAGAUAGUAUAUUAACAUAGACGUAUUAAGACCAAUGCAGUAUAUGCGGAAAUCUUUAUGACUGUGAAAACACACACAAACAUGGAUACAGACGCUCAAACCAUCGACAUAUCACCAACAACCUAGUCAAUAAACGUGUAGAACACAAACACAAUACAGAUUUAAACAACUAACAAACACAAUAGCACAGCACAACCCUGGGAAAUGCUGAACAACAUACUGGCGAGAAAACAAGAUUUAGGCAAAGACUGUUUAUGCGAGGAAAUAUGAAUGUGUUUUAAAGGGAAAGACGGAGAGACUACGGAUGGCAGCAAGAGCUUAUGUAUGUCCUGCUGCUUUUUAUGCAACACUGUAUAAAUGGAAAAAAAAAAAGAUGUAAAAGACUUCGUUCAUGGUCAUUUGAAUAACUUCUUUGUCUCACGUCGGUUGGGAAGGAGAUCUGUGAGCAUGCCAAAUGUUUGUUUUUCUUUCCCAUUUAACUUUCAGCAUCUUCUUCGCGCUUUCCGUUCUUCUCCUUAUCGUUGUCCCGCUCUGUUUGACUCGAGGUGCGAACACACACUCAUAUAUUGCCAAAUCUCGUCAUUGCCUGCUGAUUUAAUGUUCUAAUGCAUAUUCAUAUCUACUCAUAUUUAUUCAUGAGCACUGCAGUAGUACUGGAAUCUCCACUCUCCUUCAACUCUCCUUCCCCUUUCAUUCACAUAUCUACAGGCUAAUGUGAACAAUUCUGCUGCUCCUUAUUAAACACCUACAGAAAUCAAA